GGACGGUGUUCUAUUCUUAGUUCUGUUCUAAGUUAGCGUUGCGCGGCCGCUCCGCAUCGGCCCGCUAAAUGAAAACUGAUGUGUAAAGUGCAAUGAUUUCAUGGACUUUUGUUUUUUUUUCACACUUUUCUUUUCUGUAUUUUAGUUUUUUAGGAAGAAGCGAGUUGGUGAAUGAAGAGAGUCUUCGACAGUAAACCGCCAUAGCAGGUACCAAGAAGAGUCGCAUCAUCUACAAUACUGGUGAGAUGAGCCAAUUUCAGUACAAAGACGGCGGCGUCGAUACCGGUUUUAGACCGGUCGAACCACCGGCGGCCGCAUGUAUUUUGCAGCAGCAGCAGCAGCAACAGCAGUACCAGCACCAGUACAAUGUCGAUAACGAGUCAGACGCGGACGAGAUGGUGACAACGGAACGCGAACUCGCGGAAGAUGCCCAGUGGAAAAAAAUACAACAAAACACAUUCACGCGAUGGGCAAACGAACAUCUGAAAACUGUAUCGAGACACAUCGGGAAUUUGGAGACUGACCUGAGCGAUGGCCUCAGGCUGAUCUCGCUCAUUGAGGUGCUGGCCAAAAGGGCGCUACCGAAACACAACAAGAAACCCUCGUUCAGAUCUCAAAAGUUGGAGAAUGUCUCUGUGGCCCUUAAGUUCUUGCAAAUCGAUGAGGGCAUUAGGAUUGUUAAUAUUGAUUCCACUGACAUUGUAGACUGUAAGCUUAAGCUAAUAUUAGGGUUAAUAUGGACGUUAAUUUUACAUUACUCGAUAUCCCUUCCUAUGUGGGAGGGAGAAGACGACACGAGCAACGGAGGAACCGAUGCCUCGCCAAAACAAAGAUUGAUGAACUGGAUCCAAAGCAAAAUGCCAGACCUGCCAAUAAAGAAUUUCACAACAGACUGGAACGAUGGCAAAAGACUAGGGGCCUUAGUAGACUCAGUUGCGCCUGGUUUAUGUCCAGAUUGGCCGAGUUGGGACCCUACUGAAUCAUUGCAAAAUGCAUCAGAAGCCAUGGGGUUGGCUGAUGACUGGCUUAACAUCCCUCAACUGAUAAGACCUGAAGAGAUUGUGAACCCCAAUAUAGAUGAACAAUCCAUGAUGACUUACUUGUCACAGUAUCCUAGCGCUAAACUUAAACCUGGUGCUCCACUUAGGCCUAGGACAACACCUGAUAAAGUUCCUCCUCCUAGAGUAAGAGUUUAUGGCCCAGGGGUAGAACCAACUGGUCCCGUAGCUGGUGCAGCAGUCAACUUCACAGUAGAAACUUUCUCUGCUGGAAAAGGCAAUGUCACCGUCAUCAUAGAAAACCCAAGAGGUCAAAAAGAGCCUGUGGAUGUCAGGUUUAACAAUGACAGAAACUUGACUUAUACAGUAACUUAUACACCCCCGAUGGAAGGGGUGUAUAAAGUAACUGUUAAAUAUGCGGGAAAAGAUGUACCUAAGAGUCCAUUCACUGUUAAAGUAGCUGGACAUGCAGGAGACCCAACUAAGGUUACAGCUUCUGGGCCUGGCCUUCAGUCUGAUGGAGUUUUUAUUAAUAAGGCCACUUACUUUGAUAUUUCUACUAAAAAUGCAGGAAAAGGUGUUCCAGAAGUGGUUAUCCUGGAUCCCUUAGGGAACAAAAACUCGGUACCAGUAAAAGUAAGACAAACGAGUCCAGACCUUUGGCGAUGCGAUUACGUGUCCACAAUCUUAGGAUUGCAUUCGGUAAAUAUAUUUUUCGCUGGACAACCGAUUCCCAAUAGUCCUUUUGGAGUAAGAGUAUCUCCAGUAUCGGACUUCAGAAAAGUAAAAGCGAGCGGCAGGGGUCUACAACCGAACGGGGUGCGUGUAAAAGACGUCGCAGACUUCAACAUUUACACCGAGGGAGCUGGUGAGGGAUUCCCCGAAGUCCAGAUAUUCGGACCUGCAGGGGUCAAGGAGCCAUGUAGGAUUAAUAAGGUUGAUGGAAAUAUUUAUCAUUGUUCAUACAAUCCUUUGAAAGAAGGAAGGUAUCGUAUUAUGAUUACGUUUGCUGGGCAAGAGAUCCACAAGUCGCCGUUCGAUGUGAACGUUGGGCCUUAUAAAGAAACGUUGAUCAACGCUUACGGUCCAGGCUUGGUAGGAGGUGUUGUUAAUUAUCCCGCACUGUUUACAGUUGAAACAAACGGAGAAACUGGCGCUUUGGGCUUUAGCAUCCAAGGCCCCUCCCAAGCAAAAAUCGAAUGUCACGACAACGAGGACGGCUCAGCAGACGUCAGAUACUACCCCGCUGCCCCUGGAGAGUACGCUGUACAUAUUCUCUGCGAUAGCGAGGAUAUUCCGAAGAGCCCUUACAUAUCCCACAUUAUGCCCAAGACCGAUUAUUAUCCAGAAAAAGUAGAGGUUUAUGGUCCAGGCGUACAACCAAGUGGCCCCCAAAAAGACGUACCGACCAAAUUCACAAUCGACACAAGAAACGCAGGAUCGGCACCUUUGGACGUUAAAAUAGUCGAUAGUAACGGAAAAGUCGAUGUGAAAUUGGUAGAAAUAUCUGAUGGAUUGGUGGAGGCUUCAUACAUUCCGAAAAGCGGAAACCGUCACACCGUUCAGGUGAAUUAUGGCGGCGUUGCUGUGAAAAAUUCCCCGUUUAGGAUUAACGUAAACGAACCAGUGAAUCCCGAAAAGGUUUUGUGCUUUGGACCUGGAUUGGAAAAUGGAGUCAAGGCGGGCACUCCUACGCAUUUCAAUGUCGAUGCACGGGACGCCGGAGAAGCAGACCUAGACGUUCAUCUAAGAAACGAUGAUACGCAUCAAGAAAUCCCAGUGAGACUAACUGAUAAUGGUGAUAAGACGUUCAGUGUUGACUACGAGGCGCCACAAUCUGGAAACUACUCUGUUACUCUGGAUUAUGGUGGUCUUCGCGUACCAACUACCCCAGUGAAAUUCCGCGUGGAGCCCAACGUUGACGUAUCCAAGAUAAAAGUUGAUGGAUUAGAACCCACGGCACCUAUAAAUAGCCUUCAGCAAUUCCGAGUGAUCACCCCAGAUGCCGGCAAAGCAGAGUUCGCUAUAUCAAUUACCAGCCCAUCGGGUACCAAGGUGAAAGCCCACGUGAUCCCCACCCACGAGGGCUAUUUGGUGAAUUUUACCCCCACCCAAUUAGGAGAGUAUUUAUUAGGGAUUUCCUUUGGUGGAGAACCGAUAUCUCAUAGACCCUUUAAGUUAACAUGCCUAACAGGAAGUGACCCUUCAAAAGUAAAAGCUUCCGGCCCAGGAUUGCACAGGGGCAUAGUAAAUAGGCCUGCCGAGUUCAUAAUUGACACUCGGGGUGGAGGUGGGGGAGGUUUGGGGGUCACCGUGGAGGGACCUUGUGAGGCCGCUAUUAAUUGCAGAGACAACGGAGACGGCACCUGUUCUGUCGCAUAUCUUCCUACUGAAGUUGGCGACUAUGGGAUUAAUAUCACUUUCAAUGAGAAACAUAUACCAGGAAGCCCGUUUCAGGCUAUUAUUAGUCCGGAGGUCGAUAUGAAUAUGAUCAAAGUUUCAGGCAGCGGGAUUCAACUUCAUGGUGUUUACGUAGACUCACCAACGGAUUUCUUGGUAGACACUCGAGGCCUCCCAGUGACAAACGAUGAUGGUAAAGUCACUUGCACCAUCACAAACCCAUCUGGUGCCCAAACAGAAAAACUUGUAACAGCUCUCCUAGACGGUACUUACAAGGUCAGCUAUACCCCAUUCGAAGAGGGUAGACAUACUAUCGAUAUCUUUUAUGAUAACGUUCCAGUACCAGGAUCUCCAUUUAUCGUAAACGUAAGACGCGGCUGUGAUGCGAAAAAAUGUACUGCCUACGGUCCCGGACUGGACAAUGGUAUUCUUAACAAGUCAAAUGUAUUUACUGUUGAAACUAAAGGUGCUGGAACUGGUGGAUUGAGUUUAGCCAUUGAAGGACCAUCUGAGGCGAAAAUGACUUGUAAAGACAACAGGGAUGGUUCUUGUUCAGUGGAGUAUAUACCCACUGAGCCUGGUGAAUAUGAUGUCACUAUAAAGUUUGCUGAUGAGCACAUCCCUGGAUCACCCUUCAAAGUGAUGGUUAGUCCAGACAUGGACGAAUCCCUUGUCAAAGCGUAUGGACCUGGCUUGGAACCGAACAAAUGUAGAUCAGGCAUACCCGUUAAAUUUAAAAUAGACGCUUCUAAGGUAGCUCCAGCUCCAGUAGCUGUUAAUUUAGUCUCAGAUUCCUCCCCAAUAUCCAAAAGGCCUGAUAUAAAAGACAAUGGAGAUGGCACUUUUGAAGUCACGUAUAUUCCUCCCAGUGCGGGAUCUAACUUGAAGGCUCAUAUAUUGUAUAACGGUAAAGAAAUAGCCAAUAGCCCGUUCCCGAUUAAAGUUAAACCAGUGGUAGAGCCUGAAAAUGUUAAAAUCACCGGCCCAGCUAUAGUAGAAAAAGGCAUUCCCGCUUCGAUGCCCACUUCAAUUAAAAUCGAUACUACUGACGCUGGAUUUGGCGACUUGGAGGUUAAAGUUACUGGUCCAGAUGGUCAUCCACGUCCUGUAAAAAUCCAUGAAAAUGGCGAUAAGACUUUUAAUGCCAGUUUUGUUCCUGAUGAUUGUGGGAGGUAUAAGCUGGAUGUGAAAUAUGGCGGGAAAGAUGUUCCUAAUACACCUAUACCGAUCCAGGCUUAUGCCAUAGGAAAUGCUGAUAAAUGUACCAUAACUGAGGGCAUGGAAAAAACCUUGUCUAGUGGUGAAUCAUACUGCAUUAAUGUUAAUACGGAAGAUGCUGGAAAUGGUGCUGUGACUUGUAGAAUUAAGUCUGUUAAUGGCAGUGAUUUGGAUAUUAAUAUUGUGGAUAAUGGUGAUGGUACAGUUAGUAUUUACUAUACUGUCGAAGAUGCAGGAGAGUAUACUAUCAAUAUCAAGUUCGGUGGUCAAACUGUCCCUGGAGGUUUCUACACAUUUAUGGCUGAAGAAUCGGUAAGGAAAACCGAAAAAACCACAGUCACUCAAACUGAGAGCAGAAAGCAAACUUCCACUAGUCAAACUAGUAGUCAACAAUACAGGCCAGUCAGUUUAAAUAACAUUCCUUUGCCCAGCACAGGUGGACACGUCACAGCUCAAGUGAAAAUGCCCAGUGGAAAUGUAGACAGGCCCGUUAUAGAAGACAACCACGAUGGUACAGUAUCAAUAAAAUAUGAGCCACGCGAAGAAGGCGUCCAUGAACUAGCAGUGAAAUUCAACGGAGAACAUGUUCAAGGGUCUCCAUAUAAAUUCCACGUUGACUCAGUGAGUUCCGGAUACGUAACAGCUUAUGGUCCUGGCUUAACUCAUGGAGUCACUGGUGAGCCGAGCAACUUCACCAUCUCCACCAAAGGAGCUGGUGAUGGUGGUCUUUCCAUGGCGGUCGAGGGUCCUAGCAAAGCAGAAAUAAGUUGCCACGAUAAUAAAGAUGGAACAGUCUCAGUGUCUUAUCUGCCCACUGCUCCUGGUGAAUAUAAAAUAUCCGUGAGGUUUGGAGAUAAGCACAUUAAAGGUUCGCCAUUCUUCGCUAAAAUUACCGGCGAAGGUAGAAAAAGGAACCAGAUCUCCGUAGGUUCCUGCAGCGAAGUUUCUUUACCGGGAAAGAUAUCAGAUGCAGACAUUCGUUCGUUGAAUGCUUCAAUUCAAGCGCCAAGCGGUUUGGAGGAACCGUGCUUCCUAAAAAGACUUGCCACUGGAAAUAUUGGCAUCUCCUUCACUCCCAGAGAAGUAGGUGAGCAUGUGGUUUCAGUUAAGAAACUUGGAAACCAUAUCACAAACUCGCCGUUUAAAAUCAACGUUUGCGAACGCGAAGUGGGAGAUGCUAGGAAGGUGAAGGUGUCUGGCAAUGCCCUUAAGGAGGGCAAGACGCAUGUCGAUAACACAUUCACGGUAGAUACUAGAAACGCCGGAUUUGGCGGGUUGAGUCUUUCGAUUGAAGGCCCUAGCAAAGCUGAGAUUCAGUGCAACGACAACUCGGAUGGAACUUUAAAUAUUUCUUAUAAACCUACCGAGCCUGGGUAUUAUAUUGUUAAUCUUAAGUUUGCUGAUCACCACGUGGACGGGUCACCUUUCACCGUUAAGGUCACUGGAGAAGGAUCAAAUAGACAACGAGAGAAAAUCCAAAGGCAAAGAGAUGCAGUUCCAGUCACAGAAGUUGGAAGCCAGUGCAAGCUCACCUUCAAGAUGCCCGGUAUUACAUCAUUCGACCUUAGUGCCACCGUCACUUCUCCCGGUGGUAUCACCGAAGAUGCUGAAAUUAAUGAAAUCAAGGAUGGACUGUAUGCUGUUCAUUUUGUACCAAAAGAAUUGGGUGUACACACUGUUUCUGUCAGAUAUAAGGAUAUUCAUAUUCCUGGAUCGCCUUUCCAAUUUACUGUGGGUCCCUAUCGCGAUCACGGUGCUCAUUUAGUAAAAGCUGGUGGUGCAGGUCUGGAAAGGGGUGAACAAGGGGAGAAUAAUGAGUUUAACGUCUGGACCAGGGAGGCUGGUAGUGGUCAACUGGCGAUUUCCGUUGAAGGCCCUAGUAAAGCUGAAAUCAACUUUACCGAUCGUAAAGACGGUUCUUGUGAUGUUUCUUAUAAAGUUACUGAGCCCGGUGAAUACAGGAUAGGUUUGAAGUUCAACGACGAGCACAUUCCGGACUCUCCGUUCAAGGUGUAUAUUUCACCAGCUGUUGGAGAUGCUCAUCUACUGGAAGUUGCUCAGUUCCCGGAAGGAUACAUCCAGGCUGACAAACCAUCUCAGUUUAUUGUUCGCAGGAAUGGAGCUAAAGGAGAUCUCGAUGCUAAAAUUAUCAGUCCAUCUGGUCAUGAAGAUGAUUGUUUCGUGCAAAAAAUCGACAUGGAAGAGGACUCGGUUCGUUUCAUGCCUAGAGAAAAUGGUAUCCAUAAAAUCCACGCGAAGUUUAACGGAGUUCAUAUUCCUGGAUCGCCGUUCAGUGUUAAAGUUGGCAAAGACACUGCAGACCCGGCUGCUGUACACGCUCAAGGAAAUGGUUUAAUGAAGGAAGUUAAAACUGGAGCAAAAACCGAUUUUAUUGUGGACACGGUUAACGCCGGUGCGGGUACGCUGGCUGUAAACAUUGAUGGCCCAAGCAAAGUAGCUAUGGAUUGCACUGAGGUGGAAGAAGGUUACAAAGUGAGAUACACUCCUAUUGCUCCUGGAGAUUAUUAUAUCAGCAUCAAGUACAAUAAUGUACACAUUGUUGGAUCACCCUUCAAAGUUAAUAGCAAAGGUAACGCUAACGUGGCUGAUAUUGGUGGACAAGAAUCUUCAUCAGUGGUGGUUGAAACCACUAAUAAAGUUGGUAAGGGCGCCAACCACAAAGGGCCGGUGCUGCCUCACUUCAAGAGCGACGCCUCGAAAGUGUCUUCUAAAGGCAUGGGACUGAAAAAGGCUUAUUUGGGGAAACAAAAUCAGUUCACUGUUGGAGCACAAGAUGCAGGUCCAAAUAUAUUAUUUGUGGGUGUUCACGGACCAAAGGGACCAUGUGAUGAAGUCUUUAUCAAGCACAAGGGACGCAAUUUGUAUGACGUGAACUACAUGGUUAGAGACCGAGGAGAAUACUUGAUCAUCGUCAAAUGGGGAGACGAUCAUAUUCCGGGAUCGCCAUUUAAAGUAGAUGUCUAGAUUUGAAAGGUUUUUUUUGUUAACAUCUAAAAAUUAUUAUUAUAUAAUAUGUUAAGUUUUUUUUAUAUCUAUUUUAUUAUGUAAAUAUUUAUUUCUAAUUAGGUUAAUUAAGGUAAAAACCUUGACACUUUUUCCAAUACGUUGACAAAUUCUCCAGAAGUGUUUGGCAGUUCGAUGCGUUUGGCUUGGAAUAAAUUAGGCCAGUAUUCGUUAAGUAGAUAAUUUUUUUUUAGUAUUCGAAAUUUAUUUGGGGACCACCAAAUGGGAGUUGAUUCUUUGGUUCAAAAAGUUUCAAAUUUAUUCGAAUCCAAAUGCUCAACUGUGUUAUUUAAGAAAAAAAAAACGAUUUGCUCCAUAACAGUUAAAUUGCCUCAAAGGGGUAUAUAAUAACAUAUUCUAUUUUAAUAUUAUAUUCAUUUUUUUAAAUAAAUAAAGUUAAAAACCUA
This is a messenger RNA of Anthonomus grandis grandis, 8047 nucleotides long. It is a transcript of the gene cher, whose product is annotated as filamin-A. Gene Ontology annotation, molecular function: actin filament binding. The transcript has 23 exons. The record is from RefSeq and is a predicted model, not a curated record. Bases 246 to 7601 code for a protein of 2451 amino acids. Gene Ontology annotation, biological process: actin cytoskeleton organization. NCBI's taxonomy places the organism in Eukaryota, Metazoa, Arthropoda, Insecta, Coleoptera, Curculionidae.